Messenger RNA from Saccostrea echinata, 665 nucleotides. RefSeq lists its product as uncharacterized. Lineage: Eukaryota; Metazoa; Mollusca; Bivalvia; Ostreida; Ostreidae. The transcript has 5 exons. Bases 50 to 421 code for a protein of 123 amino acids. The record is from RefSeq and is a predicted model, not a curated record.
GUUCUUUCAUUUACUUCACGACCACACGGCGGCAGCAGCACUUUGAGACAUGGAGAUCAGUAUGUCAGCAAUGUUGUACUCUGGUCUCGUUCUGGCCCUGAUAUCGUCUGCAUUCAGUGUCCCCAUAGAUGUUGCCCGGGAAACAGAGAGUGACCAACAUCUUGAAGACAAACGACCAAAAUAUAUGGACACAAGAGACCUCGACACAUUCCAAAAACUUGUUUACCUGGCGCUAAAAGGGUUGGUGGAGGAAGGAAAAUUGAACCCAGACAUGAUAGCAACAUCUAGUGAGAAUUACUUUGACAACCAGGGCGAGGACGAAAGUAAAAGUAAAAUCUCUUCCGAGAAGCGUGGCCAUCUCCGGAUUUGUGUGCGCCGUUCAGGAUCUCGAUUCUUCCCCUAUCCUUGUUUCAGAGGUUAAGCAGAAAAAUAAUCCCACAAAUCAGAACAUAUCACAUCUCAAGUGGCCAGAAAGAACUUGAACCGUACGUUUCUUUCUUUAAUGGAUAUGUGCUUACUUAUCCAAUAUAAGACCUAGACAUAGUGCUAACACGUGUAUUCUUUUUUAAUCAGAGAGAGAUAUGUCUUUAUAUACUUAGUAUUUGUUGUAUUAAUUCUUGAUAGAUGUUUUAUUUAUGUCAAAAUAUAACUAUGUUAAUUCUCUG